CGGCGCUCGGGACGCGCACAGACGAGCCCGGGGCCUGCAGCUGCCACCGCCGCCAGGUGGUGUUUGGACACUAGACCAUGUGCCUAGGUAGAAGUUUUUCCUUUCUCCACAACUCCACUACCCCAGCAACGCUCACCACGCCUUUGUUUUGAGAACCUCACUAAGCCCUUGUCAGCAACCAGCCAUGGGGGAUAUGAAAACCCCAGAUUUUGAUGACCUUCUGGCUGCCUUUGACAUCCCAGACCCCACAAGCCUUGACGCCAAGGAGGCCAUCCAGACGCCCAGUGAGGAGAAUGAGAGUCCCCUCAAACCUCCAGGCAUGUGUAUGGAUGAAAGUGUGUCUUUGUCUCACUCAGGAUCAGCCCCAGAUGUGCCGGCCGUGAGUGUCAUUGUUAAGAAUACCAGCCGCCAGGAGUCAUUUGAAGCUGAGAAAGACCACAUUGCUCCCAACCUCCUACACAAUGGAUUCCGGGGCUCAGACCUGCCUUCAGAUCCCCACAACUGUGGGAAGUUUGAUUCAACUUUCAUGAAUGGAGACAGUGCCAGGAGUUUCUCUGGCAAGCUAGAGCCUCCUAAGUCAGAGCCGUUACCCACCUUCAACCAGUUUAGUCCAAUCUCCAGCCCAGAACCUGAGGAUCCCAUCAAAGAUAAUGGGUUAGGGAUAACACCCAAGCAUUCUGACAGUUACUUCCCAGCCCCUUCCGGGUGUGGGGCUGUGGGGGGCCCAGUGUUGGAGGCUCUAGCUAAGUGUCCUGUUCCAGAACUGCACAUGUUUGAUCACUUUUGUAAGAAAGAGCCCAAGCCAGAGCCCCUGCCCCUGGGGAGCCAGCAGGAGUGUGGUGAGCAGGGCGCACAGGAGGCAGUGGAGUCUCACAAGGAACCACCUGCCAGCCGAUUCUUUGGGGAUGCUUUGGAGUUCAACAGCCACCCUAGCAACAGUGUCGGAGAGCCCAGUGGGCUUGCGCGGGAGCUUGGUACCUGCUCAUCAGUACCCCCUAGACAGCGUCUGAAGCCAGCUCAUUCCAAGCUGUCCUCUUGUGUGGCAGCAUUGGUGGCCCUACAGGCCAAAAGAGUGGCCAGUUUCACUAAGGAGGAUCAGGCUGACCACACAAAGGAUGCCUCAGGGCCCACUAAAGAGGGUUCUAAAGGCAGCCCCAAAAUGCCCAAGUCACCAAAGAGUCCCCGGAGCCCUCUGGAGGUCACUAGGAAAAGCAUCAAGCCCUCAGACAGCCCUCGGAGUGUCUGCAGUGACAGCAGCAGCAAAGGCUCCCCUUCUGUGGCUGCCAGCUCCCCACCAGCGAUUCCCAAAGUCAGAAUCAAAACCAUUAAGACAUCAUCAGGGGAAAUCAAACGGACUGUCACAAGGAUCCUACCAGACCCUGAUGAUCUGAGUAAAUCUCCUGUUGGGUCACCUCUAGGGAGUGCCAUUGCUGAGGCCCCCAGUGAGGCCCCCGGGGAUGAGGUGCCUGUGGAGGAGUCCCUUCCUGAGGCAGACACAUACACAAGGAGCCCUCAGAGUGACAGGAAAGGGGGUGAGGGCGUGACAAAGGCAAGUGACUCUUCGUCUCCCUGCCACAGCUCAGGGCCCCGGGUGCCAAAGGGGGGUGCCCCAGGCUCACAGUUGAAGAAGCAGCAGAACACAGCACUGCAGGCGUCCACCCUGGCCCCCACCACUCUCCUUCCCAAAGCUGUGCACCUGGCCAACCUGAACCUCGUCCCCCACAGUGUUGCUGCAUCAGUGACAGCCAAGUCCUCAGCACAGAGACGUAACCAGCCCCAGCUCACACAGAUGUCGGUGCCCCUGGUCCACCAAGUGAAGAAGGCUGCCCCACUGAUUGUAGAGGUCUUCAACAAGGUCCUCCAUAGCUCCAAUCCUGUGCCCCUCUAUGCACCAAACCUUAGCCCACCUGCAGACAGCAGGAUCCACGUGCCUGCCAGCGGGUACUGCUGCCUGGAGUGUGGAGACGCGUUUGCCUUGGAGAAGAGUUUGAACCAGCACUACAGCCGGCGGAGUGUCCACAUUGAGGUGCUGUGCACUCUGUGCUCCAAGACACUGCUCUUCUUCAACAAGUGCAGCCUGCUCCGGCACGCCCGCGACCACAAGAGCAAGGGGCUUGUCAUGCAGUGUUCUCAGCUGCUCAUGAAGCCUAUCUCUGCGGACCAAAUGUUCCUGUCAGCCCCUGUGAACUCCAUAGCACCAGCAGCCCCAGCCUCCUCGUCCUCUCCCAAACAUGGCCUCACUGCGGGCAGUGCCAGUCCCCCUCCAGCCCUGCCACUCUACCCUGACCCGGUGAGGCUCAUCCGGUAUGCAGUCAAGUGUCUGGAAUGUCACAAACAGAUGCGGGACUACAUGGUCCUGGCUGCACAUUUCCAGAGGACGACAGAAGAAACCGAGGGGCUGACCUGCCAGGUGUGCCAGAUGCUGCUGCCCAACCAGUGCAGUUUCUGUGCCCAUCAGCGGAUUCAUGCACACAAGUCCCCCUACUGCUGCCCGGAGUGUGGGGUCCUCUGUCGCUCUGCCUACUUCCAGACUCAUGUGAAGGAGAAUUGCCUGCACUAUGCCCGCAAGGUGGGCUACAGGUGUAUCCACUGUGGUGUCAUCCACCUGACCUUGGCCUUGCUGAAAAGCCACAUCCAGGAGCGACACUGCCAGGUUUUCCACAAAUGUGCAUUCUGUCCCAUGGCCUUCAAGACUGCCAGCAGCACCGCAGACCACAGUGCCAACCACCAUCCAACCCAGCCCCACAGACCCUCCCAGCUCAUUUAUAAGUGCUCCUGUGAAAUGGUCUUCAACAAGAAGAGGCACAUUCAGCAGCAUUUUUACCAGAAUGUCAGCAAGACGCAGGUGGGCGUCUUUAAGUGCCCUGAGUGUCCACUCUUAUUCGUGCAGAAGCCGGAGUUGAUGCAGCAUGUUAAGAGCACCCAUGGUGUUCCCCGGAACGUGGAUGAGCUGUCAAGCCUCCAGUCUUCAGCAGACACAUCCUCAAGCUGCCCUAGCUCUCGAAUUCCUGCCGAACCCCCUGCCGCCAGCAUGGCUGUUCGGAGCAGCUCCUUGCCCUCUGGCCGGUGGGGCAGGUCUGAAGUGCAUCGCAGGGCGGAAGCGAGGCCUCGGCUAAGGAGCACUGGCUGGACCUGCCAGGAGUGCCAGGAGUGGGUUCCUGAUCGGGAAAGCUACGUGUCCCACAUGAAAAAGAGCCAUGGUCGGACUCUGAAGCGCUACCCGUGUCGGCAAUGUGAGCAGUCCUUCCACACCCCCAGCAGCCUGCGCAAACACAUCCGCAAUAGCCACGAUGCAGUGAAGAAGGUCUACACCUGUGGGUAUUGCUCCGAGGACAGCCCCAGCUUUCCUCGGCCCUCACUCCUGGAGAGCCACAUCAGCCUUAUGCAUGGCAUCAGAAACCCUGAUUUGAGCCAGUCAUCCAAAGUCAGAUCUCCACGUGGAUAUUCCCCUCAGGUGAACCAUUUGAAAAGACCAGUCAGUGGCGUGGAGGACGCUCCAGGCACCGGCAGAGGCGCAACUGUCUCUUCCACCAAAAGGCACAAGUCCCUUUUCCAGUGUGCAAAAUGUAAUUUUGCCACAGAUUCGGGGCUCGAGUUUCAGAGCCACAUACCUCAGCACCAGGUGGACAGCUCCACAGCCCAGUGCCUCCUCUGUGGCUUGUGUUACACCUCUGCCAGCUCUCUCAGCCGCCACCUCUUCAUCGUCCACAAGGUGAGAGAGCAGGAGGAAGAGGCGGCAGCAGUGGAGGUGGCAGCAGAGGCUGCAGAGCCUGAGGAGGGCUCUGGGGAGGAGGUGUCCAUGGAGACUAGAGAGAACGGACUAGAAGAGUGCAGUGGCGAACCUUUGCUGACCGACCCAGAGGCAAGGAGGUCACUGGGCCCAGCCCCUGAAGAAGAUGGUGCCCAAGAUGCUCAGAGUCAACCACAGGCCUCCCAGGACCAGGACAGCCAUGCACUGUCCCCUCAGGUGUGACCAGAGGCUUUGCAGUGUGUGGUUUGGGUGGUGCCAUGGCAUCCUCCACCUGCUGUGCACACCAUGGGAAAUAAAAGGCUCUGCC
Messenger RNA from Otolemur garnettii (small-eared galago), 4058 nucleotides. RefSeq names its product zinc finger protein 592 (gene ZNF592). Bases 185 to 3973 code for a protein of 1262 amino acids. The record is from RefSeq and is a predicted model, not a curated record. The transcript is spliced from 10 exons. Lineage: Eukaryota; Metazoa; Chordata; Mammalia; Primates; Galagidae.